AUGGCGAUCCCCCAAAAGUCCUCCUACUACGAUCGCAACCUCCGUCAAGGACCCGCCCUGAUCAGAGCGCGCAAGCCCUACCUCGCAAAGAACCUCGCCGUCGGUGCCGGACUGUGGUGCUUCGUCGGCGCAGUGUAUUGGUACACGAUCAAGGCGGUCGGCCAAGAUGAGUUUGAAGAUGUCAAGGUUCCCGAUGCUCCGAGGCAGCCAGCGAAGUCCAACUAG
This is a messenger RNA of Colletotrichum scovillei, 225 nucleotides long. RefSeq lists its product as uncharacterized. Gene Ontology annotation, cellular component: mitochondrial inner membrane. The transcript is spliced from 3 exons. Bases 1 to 225 code for a protein of 74 amino acids. Gene Ontology annotation, biological process: mitochondrial respiratory chain complex IV assembly. The record is from RefSeq and is a predicted model, not a curated record. Lineage: Eukaryota; Fungi; Ascomycota; Sordariomycetes; Glomerellales; Glomerellaceae.